AUGACGCCCAAACAAGCGCUCGGCCGGUAUGGCAGCACCUGCGGCGGCGGCGGCGGAGGAGGAGGCGGCGGGGGCGGCGGCGGCGGCCCCCUGCAGAAGCUGCGCCUGCGGCGCGGCCGGCUGUGCGCCGUGCUGUCGCUCGUCUGCGUCUACCUGGCCGGCGUGCUGCUGCUCUCCUCCGUCUCCAUCGACCCCCACUACUACUCCAACAUGCCGGCGGGCGUGGGGGCGGCCGCCAGGGGGCAGGCCGGGGGCGGCGGCGUGGGCGGCGCGGGGCGGCGGGCGCGCAGCCGCCUCCACUGGUGCCGCCCCCUGCACUUCCUCAGCCCCCCGGGGCCCGUCGUGGCGCUCGUGUCGUUCCCCGGCAGCGGCAACACCUGGCUUCGUUACCUGCUGCAGCAGGCCACAGGCGUGUAUACGGGCUCGGUGUACAAGGACUUCGGGCUGCUGAAGAACGGCUUCCCGGCGGAGUCGGUGUGCAACGGGUCGGUGCUGGUGGUGAAGACGCACGAGAGCGGCCCCGAGGCGCGCGCGCCCUUCAGCCGCGCCGUGCUGCUGGUGCGCGCGCCCGCCCCCGCCAUCCUCGCAGAGUUCAACCGCCAGAGCGGCGGACACGUCGGCUUCGCCUCGCCGGACCGCUACCACCGCAACAGGGGCAAGUACUGGGAGUCGUUCGUGCGGUCGAUGGUGGCCAAGUGGCGGGCGCUGAACCUGGACUGGCUGCGCAACUUCCCGGGCGAGCUGCUGGUGGCGCGCUACGAGUCGCUGGCGGCGGCCGACGCCCCCGCGCUGCGCGCCCACCUGCUGCGCCUGCUGCGCUUCCUGCGCGCCGACGCCGCCGUCUCGGCGCAGCAGCUCGCCUGCACCGUGGUGCGCCGCGAGGGCAUCUACCGGCGCCGCCGGCGCGCCGCCGCCGACGCCUUCGACCCCUUCUCCGAGGACAUGAAGCGCGACCUGCGCGCCGCCGAGGACGAGGUCUUCGCCGCCAUCCGCGACUUCCAGCUGCGCCAGCAGCGCCUCCUGGGCGCAGGCGUCGACCCCGGGCCCGGGCCCACGGCGCAGCCGCCGGGCAGCUGA
Schistocerca americana (American grasshopper) is the source of this 1077-nucleotide messenger RNA. RefSeq names its product WSCD family member AAEL009094-like. The transcript is spliced from 5 exons. The coding region runs from base 1 to 1077 and encodes 358 amino acids. Lineage: Eukaryota; Metazoa; Arthropoda; Insecta; Orthoptera; Acrididae. The record is from RefSeq and is a predicted model, not a curated record.